GGUUGAACUACCGAGCAUUUAUCGUCGAAAAAUGAAAUUCAUUAUUAAAUCAAUCAUGUACAAUUUAAAAACAACACAUAUAGCGACACGUUCUCAUAUGAUGGAUGUGGAGCCAGGUUACCCGUUCAAGUCGAGUCGAGACUUGUUCGGAUCCAGCAAAUAAUAAUGUGUGUUGGGUGGUGCAAGCAAGCAGUCGCCGAACUGUCGUCCACCCCACUACUAACAAGUGUCUCAUUCGAUGAGUGGCCUUCAAGCAGAGACGACCUCCGAACUCAUUCUUCUCCAGAAUUCAAAAUUUAUCAUUGUUUAACAAUGGACAAUUCACCAGUGGUAGUGGAAUUGGUGUCAUCUGAGGAGGAGGAAGAUGAAUUAGUGAUGCGGCCAGUAUUACUGGGAAAACGUUCUCAUGUCAUCAUCAGCAGCAGCAGUAGCUCGGAAGAAGAGAGAGAUGAAGUUAUUGAUAACAAUCUGGUUGCCAAAACUGGAGCAAAACGGCUUUCAAGAUCGGCUCGAGAUCAGAGAGGUCAACAACAAAGGACCCGGAGUCCACCCCCAACUCGUGCGCCAGGUCCAGCUGGGGUGAUUACUGCAGCAAGUGGGAGUGGACAAGCCGUGACGAUUCGUAUUGUCAAACAGUAUAGAAGAGUCAACAAUAAAAGGUCAACACUGCCGGACAAAUUCUGGUGCAAAUAUUGUGGCGCUGGUUUUCCGAGAAUAUACGCUCUGAAUAGGCAUGAAAAUACGCAUGAGGGGAAGUUCAAAGGAAAAUCUUACAAGUCCAAGAGGGGAAAUUAUACAUGCCCGUAUUGUAGUUCAGUCUUUUCUUUCAGCACCAAUCUGUUGAAGCAUAUCAAAGAGACGCAUGUCGUGUCCCCCCAACAAACCAUCAGGACUUCGAAUGAAAUGAAGACUAUAAAUCCUUUAAAUCACAAUUCAGCGUUGAAGAAUAGAGGGGAGGAUCCGUUGGACCCACAUAACGAACAAUGUGAAGUGGAGGUCAAAAAUCUGCUCGAAUGGGUGAAGGAGUUUGCUGCCGGUCAACAGCGAAGAAUUGACCUCAAACCAACAUCGGUCUAUUUGGCUGCGUCACUUGGCCCAAAUUUUGACCCCAAAAUACAUAAACCAUUCGAGUUUGUCAGGAGCGGAGAUGAGGGGAUCCGAUUUUACAUUGGUUUUAACUCUAAAACAAUUGGACUUAAUGACCAUCAUCUCCGUUUUCCCGAUAUUUCACCACUUGGGAAAGCUGACAAGGCUGGAGAAACGUGUGUCCUCCUAAAAAUUUGGGAAUUUAAGGUUGGAAGUCAUGUCGAGAAAGUCAGUGUUGCUCGUGCUUUGGAGGCAUCCUUGAUGGAAUUUGCUCUUACUAGUCAAGAAUUUAAAUCUCGUGAUGGCAAGGAGUGCAAGUUCUACAACCAGCAACGAGAAUUGGGUGCGUUCUUUAAAUAUUGCAGUAAGGAACAGCAGAAGACGUCGCUGGAGAAAGCAGUGAAAGGGGUCUCAUUCAUAUGCUGUCAAGAGGACUGUCAAGGAGGGUGCGAGGCGAUUGCACAUUUGAAGAGCGACGAGUGUUCUCCAAUCAACUUCCCUCUCAAAGAAAAGAUUGUUGUCAGGCCGUUGAACAUUGGCUCGGCCUCAAAAAAAUCCUCCAAGACGAAAGUGGACAAGAAGAAGAAGAAUCCUCUAGUUACCCCUGCCGAAAUCAAAGUUGAAGUCGACCGUCGUCUGAAAGACCUUCAGGAAAGGAGGCGACAAGACCCCGACCACGAACACCAUGUUUACAUUACCAUUUUGGCAAGAAAACAAGAUUUUCCUGGACUCUGCACCGCCCGGGAUGUAUGUAGGGCAAUAAACAAUGGUGGACAUGCCCAGGCCGUGAUUUUAUAUUACGUGGGAAAAGGAGAACGUGAUGGGAUGAACUAUUAUCAUAAACAUCGUGCUGACAUCAGUGCCGUUGCAAAGAAAGCAUCAGGUGGUGACUAUUGGGUCAUACAAAUUGCAACCUUCAAGUGUUCUAGCUUAGAGGAAGCGGAGAAGUUGGAAGCAAAGUUGUUGAUGUGUUGCUUAUUGCAAGCUCGGAAGAAGAUGACCGGAACAAAUUUCAACCCAAUUAAUGAAGCCAUGCCAUGGUCUGCUUUCAACAAAUUAACAGAGGAGGAGAAACUGCAAUCUGUCCGAAUGGGAGUUGCUGGAGUUUCUCCGAUAACUUUGCAAGGAGUUGUUCCACAUUUCACAAUGGGAAAAAUCUCAUUUCCCGUCAACUUGGGCUACGCAAUCAAGAAAAAUAAGAUUUUGGAUGUCACCAGCAUUGCCCCUUCUGAGGAUUAAUAUUUUACAUUUUACAUUUUUGUUUUUCAUUUACGUUAUACGACUGUCACACUCAUUUCCACUUCUACUUAAUAUUUGCAUACUUGAACGUGUCAUUAUAUUAGGGGUAGUCAAGGUUAACGAUUAUGUGGAUUAUAAUCGAUUACGAUUAUAAUCAGGAACUGUGAGCGACCCGUUUAAUUUUUGCCGAUCAAUUUUUUAACUAUUUUUUCUGGGAGCGACGAAAACAAACAAGUUAAUUAUAGUCAUGACACCGUCGCUGAUUUUUUUAAAGUUCCUUUGAGAAGACGAUUAUAAUCCAAAAUAAUCGUCUAUUUAGACGAUUAUUUUUUUCCAAAAAAUAAUCUAAUCGCCAGAGAAUUUUCACCCGAUUAUAAUCAGGAAUCGAUUAUAAUCCAAAUAAUCGUAAACCGUGACAACUAAAUUGGCUGUAAUUUAACACAUGUACUACAUAUUUU
Folsomia candida is the source of this 2783-nucleotide messenger RNA. RefSeq lists its product as uncharacterized. Lineage: Eukaryota; Metazoa; Arthropoda; Collembola; Entomobryomorpha; Isotomidae. The coding region runs from base 166 to 2325 and encodes 719 amino acids. The record is from RefSeq and is a predicted model, not a curated record. Gene Ontology annotation, cellular component: nucleus. The transcript is spliced from 8 exons.